This is a messenger RNA of Funneliformis geosporum, 222 nucleotides long. Lineage: Eukaryota; Fungi; Glomeromycota; Glomeromycetes; Glomerales; Glomeraceae. The record is from the annotation of a GenBank genome assembly.
AUGCAGCUUACUCUCGAGCUUCAGAGAAAUUGGGCACAUAGCUUUACACAGUCUCAAGAGGAUAAUCCCACCAAGAGACAUUACCAAGACUUAGGACAUGACAAUGCUUUGACAAUGUUUUUACUGUAUCACAGUCUCAAGAGGAUAAUCCCACCAAGAGACACUACCAAGAAACACCACCAAGAACUAGAACAUGAUAAUGUUUUUACUGUGCUCCCCUAG